AUGGAUGCCGAACUGAGAGAAAAGGCCGAGUCGCUUGCCCUGAGAGCGUCUCGUGCAUGCGGCAUCCCCCUGAGACGGGAUGACGUGCAAGCAGCGCUGGGCGAUCCCGACCGAGGGCCCCCGUUUGCUGAAUGGAUACGCUUGCACCUGCGGAGUGACACGUUGCUGACACCCGACGAGCUCGAGACAUACGUCGAGUUGGACAAGAGGGGGCGCGUGGACGAGCUGGCGGGCUCGCAUGAUCUCGCUCAAGUGCGAGCAGUAACCGAGGAUGAGCUGCGAGUGGCUACCGAAGAACUCGGACGCUCCACGGAGCACAUAGCUAGGCAGACAGAAACCCUGCGGCAGCAGCAUGACGCCGUCUCCCGAAUGGCCAAGAAGCAAGCCGAGACUGCGGCCCAGCGAGAAGAGCUCGAGCGCGUCCAAAGGCGUCAGAAUGAGCAGGAGCGCCAUCAGCUCACGAUGGAGGUGGAGAAUCUGUCGCGAGAAAUCCACUUGAGCCUCGCCGAGAUGCAGGACCAAGGGCCAGCGCUCGCGCAUGGCGUCGCGGCCGUGCUGCAAUCCGACGACAAGCUGCUCUCGAGCCUUCAAAAGCUGGGUUGCGAGCUGGACCAACCUGAUCCCGAUGAAGCGCUCGCCACGGAAAAGCUCCGAGCGGCGUCCAUGCGCCUGAUCAACACCACCGUGGAAGCUGUUCGCGCCAGGCUAGACAUGGUGUACCUGGAAGCGCUCGUCGCGGCAGAGCACUCCAACACUGUCGCACCAGCGACCAGCCAACAAGUCGCACAUCUCCAGGAAGAAGUCGAGUCGCUCUACUCGGAGAUUUUCCCCGUCGCCCAAAUGGCAGCAGAGAAGCAGCAUGUCGAGCCGGCACUCGAGCACAUUGCCGCAAGGAGCGGACAGAGCCUUAGCAAAACCGCCUCUUCAUUGAAAUACGUGGACGACUGCCUGACCUAUCUACUGGAUAGAAUGGCCAGGCUACGUGCACACGUCGAGUCGCACAAGUCCUACCAGGCCGCUUCCGCCUCCAUUGCCUCCGUGGCAAGGGCGGAAAUGGCCGUCGAGGUCCCCUUCCCCGGCGGCCAGACGGCCAUGCCGCCGUCGUCAACGAGUCAAUCCCCCGUAAAGAAGCGCAGCAACGCCGCUGACGCUCGUGCACCGAGACAAUCACUCGGGGCGGAAGCGAGGCCCCCGCUGGAGACGCUCCUCGAACGCCUUGCCAUAUCGCUGCCCGAAGAAGCCGGCGAGCGAGACAGGAUCGCUGCUCUAGAGCGAACCCUGGCCGAUCGCACCCGCAAAUACGACCAGGUGGCAAGGGCUGCGCAGGAGAGCUUCGAGACAACCACACGGGCGUAUCUCGACGACGCCAGGAAAGCGAAUCAGUUUCUUCGAGAUAGCCUCCUCGCGGAAAGCCCGUUUGGCGACGUGAAAAUGGUGGAUCCUGAUGUCGAAGCCUCCAUUCGCGUCCUGGAACAGGAAGUCGACAAGGCAAAGGAGAAGCUGCGCUACCUGCAGGGACAGGCUGUUUUGGCUGGAAGUCAGAAGAAGGCCGAGUUUAUUAACCGCUGGGGUUCCUGA
Ustilaginoidea virens is the source of this 1578-nucleotide messenger RNA. RefSeq lists its product as uncharacterized. Lineage: Eukaryota; Fungi; Ascomycota; Sordariomycetes; Hypocreales; Clavicipitaceae. Bases 1 to 1578 code for a protein of 525 amino acids. The transcript is spliced from 5 exons. The record is from RefSeq and is a predicted model, not a curated record.